Molecule: messenger RNA, 400 nt
Organism: Microplitis mediator
Lineage: Eukaryota; Metazoa; Arthropoda; Insecta; Hymenoptera; Braconidae
Product: histone H1-like
Exons: 1
Coding region: 91-324 (77 amino acids)
Biological process (GO): chromosome condensation; negative regulation of DNA recombination; nucleosome assembly
Cellular component (GO): nucleus; nucleosome
Molecular function (GO): nucleosomal DNA binding; double-stranded DNA binding
Source: RefSeq, a predicted model, not a curated record
CGAGCGGCAGCGCCACUAAAUUCAAACGUCAGUUGAUUCAAACUAAUCGUUCGUUUUCUAAAAAAAGUAAUACGCGUUUAUUUUGUUACGAUGACUGAAACAUCUGUGUCUCCAGCUCCGGUUGAGGAGAAGACUGUUGCCAAGGUCGAUUCUCCUAAAAAGGCAGCACCGAAGGCAAGAAAACCAUCUGCCAAACCAACUCAUCCGAGCACUGCUGAUAUGGUAAAAACAGCCAUAAAAACUCUUGGUGAACGUGGGGGAUCAUCUCUUCAGGCUAUCAAGAAGUACAUCGCUGCGACCUACACGGAAAAAACAGAAUAUUAAAAAUUAAUAAAUAAUAGUAAAAAGUGAAAUCUUUUAUCAAUAAUUAGUACUAUUAUGUACUUUUUGCAAAGUAGUU